AUGGAUUUCAAGAAUCUAAAAGCGAUAUCUCUUAAAAAAAUUAAAGUGAAUUCUACAGAAUCUUUCAAUAAUGUUGGUAAUUUGAGAUUUUUCCUGGACAUAAAGGUAACUUACUAUGAUGUUGGAAUUCAUUUAAAUCAUAAAUAUUAUGUGUCUAAUUUGCUUAAGAAGACAAAUACGGAUAAUGCAAAGUCUGUUUCUAUUCCUAUGUUUGCUGCUUCUAAUGUUAUUGACACUUCUCCUUUAUUUGCCGAUACUUCUUUGUGUAGAAUUACAACUGGUGCUUUACAAUAUGCAACAGUUACAAGACCUGGCAUUUCCUCUUUUGUUAACAGAGCUUGUCAGAAAAUGGAGGCUCCAACUGAGGAUGAUUUGAUUGGAAUCAAAAGAAUUUUGAGAUAUCUCAGUGGUACUUUAGGAUAUGGUUUGCAGUUUAGGAGAGCAACUUCUUUACAUCUUCAAGCAUAUUCUGAUGCAGAUUGGACUGGAGAUUAUCUGGAUAAGAGAUCAACAAGUGGCUUUUUUUUGGGGGGGAAAUUUAAUUUCUUGGUGUUCCGGAAAACAAAAGACUACAUUUAG
Molecule: messenger RNA, 579 nt
Organism: Papaver somniferum (opium poppy)
Lineage: Eukaryota; Viridiplantae; Streptophyta; Magnoliopsida; Ranunculales; Papaveraceae
Exons: 2
Coding region: 1-579 (192 amino acids)
Source: RefSeq, a predicted model, not a curated record